Cavia porcellus (domestic guinea pig) is the source of this 1262-nucleotide messenger RNA. RefSeq names its product proline rich 13 (gene Prr13). NCBI's taxonomy places the organism in Eukaryota, Metazoa, Chordata, Mammalia, Rodentia, Caviidae. The transcript has 4 exons. The record is from RefSeq and is a predicted model, not a curated record. The coding region runs from base 167 to 601 and encodes 144 amino acids.
CGGGCUAGGGGUCCCUUUGCAGUCUAUGGGCUAGGCUCUCCUUUGCCCUUUCUUUGGAGAAAGGGGGCGUGUCGGCUUACUUAAGCGUUUGAGGAUCUUGGGCUCCUUCCUCCCGCUUCUCCUCCAGGGGCUGGUCUCAGCCUGAGACUGGGGGAUACACCUGAACAUGUGGAAUCCCAAUGCCGGGCAUCAAGGGCCAAGCCCAUAUCCACCCAAUCCUACCUGUCCACCGCAUCCACCACAUGUCAAUCCAGCCUUUCCUCCAGGCUCCUGUCCUCCUCCCCAAGGACCUCCUCUAGGCCCUCCCCCGGGGAAUCCGGCUUUCCCACCCUGUGGGCCUGGCUGUCCUGUGCCCCACCCACCACCACCGGGUCCAGGAUACCCACCUGCAGGUCCCUAUCCUCCAUGCCCCCCACCUGGCCCUGGCAUUCCUCCAUGCCCCCCACCGGGCCCUGCCUUUCCUCCAGGGCCUGUGGGCCUUGAUAAGGUGUUGGACAAGAAGCUACGGAAGAAAAUGAAGAAAGCUCAUAAAAAGGCCCACAAACACCACAAGCAUGGCAAGCAUUCCUCUUCCUCCUCUUCCAGCAGUGACUCUGACUGAAUACAGGGCCUGGACCCUCCCUCAAGUCUCACCAGCCCUGCUCUCCCAUCAAGCUUCAGCUGCCGUGCAUUGUGCUGGGGGGAAUUAGCUCUUGUCCCCUGCCUUCUCGAGCCUUACCCUGCUCUUCAGCCCUGUCCUCUAGGGACGUGGGAAGUGGAUCCCAUGGGAUAGCAAAGGCUCCUUGAUAGAUCCGUAGCUGAAGAGUAGCAGGGAGCAAUGUUUGAAGAUGGUGAGAUCUUUGAGCUGAAUGCUGAAGACAAGCUUAAAAUCUGUAAAAUGAGAUCUUUUUCACAUUUUCUUUUGUAACACAAUUGGGAAGUUUGGGGGAAAUUUCAUUAUAAUGGAAAACCUGUACCUUUGUUGUAAUGGUGGCACACUUAGGUGAUUUAGUGACAAAUAUGUUUCCCAGCAGGUCUUUUGUUGGCCUCAAACUCACAGCUGUCCUCCUGUCUCAGCCUCCUGAGUGUUGGAAUUGCAGGCUGUGCCACCACACCUGGCACCCUUUUUUGUACUAACCACAUGCCUGCUUGGAGAUUAAGCAGUCUACUUGAUGAGCUCCUGACUGCCCUUUUAGAAGCUGAUCUCUAUCCUUAGCUCAGUAUACUCUCUGAAGUCCUGCUCAUACUCCAGCUUUCAGUGCAAAUAAAGCUAUUUCUCCUGG